AUGGGCUGCUCUGGAGGUUCUGGAGGCUGUGCGUCCGGCUGUGGAGGCUGCGGUGGAGGCUGUGGAUCUGGGGGCUGCGUGCCCGUGUGCUGCACGACCUGCUGUAAGCCAGUGUGCUGCAGCUCUGGUUGCGGCAAAGGAGGCUGUGGCUCCUGUGGAGGCUCCAAAGGAGGCUGUGGUUCUUGCGGAGGCUGUGGAUCCUGUGGAGGCUGUGGCUCAUGUGGAGGCUCCAAAGGAGGCUGUGGUUCUUGUGGAGGUAGCAAAGGAGGCUGCGGGUCCUGCGGAGGUGGCAAAGGAGGCUGUGGCUCGUGCGGAGGCUGUGGUUCAUGUGGAGGCGGUAAAGGAGGCUGUGGCUCAUGUGGAGGCUGUGGUUCCUGCUGCCAGUCCAGUUGCUGUGUGCCCUGCUGCUCUCAGACCUGCUGCUGUGUGCCGUGCUGUAAGCCCACCUGCUGCCAGACCAGCUGCUGCGUGCCCUGCUGCUCCCAGACCAGCUGCUGUGUGCCCUGCUGUGCGCCCUCCUGCUGCCAGACCGGCUGCUGUGUGCCCUGCUGUGCCCAGACCAGCUGCUGUAAGCCUGCCUGCUGCCAGUCCGGCUGCUGUGUGCCCUGCUGUAAGCCCCCCUGCUGUGCCCAGGCCAGCUGUGGUCACCCCCUUUGCUGCCAGUGCAAGAUCUAA
Messenger RNA from Ornithorhynchus anatinus (platypus), 675 nucleotides. RefSeq names its product keratin-associated protein 5-10-like. The record is from RefSeq and is a predicted model, not a curated record. Lineage: Eukaryota; Metazoa; Chordata; Mammalia; Monotremata; Ornithorhynchidae. Bases 1 to 675 code for a protein of 224 amino acids. The transcript has a single exon.